UCCCUCUCGUUCUAGCCCCAAAGCAACGUCUCUCGCGCCAAACACGCAGAAAAAGAAGCCCAACAUGAUAACCACACAGGAAACCUUUGAAAUUGCGAAAACUACUGCUAAGCCGAAUCCAGGCAUUGUCGUAGUUGCCCCAGUUGCUUCACCGUUAUCCAUCCGACUUCCCCGAUUGCAGCUCACAGUUCAUCUCGAACAACAGCUCCAUCCUCCAUUGACCCUCUUUACUCGAUUGCUUAUAUCAAGCAUCACGCACUACUUUUGA
This is a messenger RNA of Periconia digitata, 268 nucleotides long. The record is from the annotation of a GenBank genome assembly. Lineage: Eukaryota; Fungi; Ascomycota; Dothideomycetes; Pleosporales; Periconiaceae.